CAUCGAGCAAAUCGAGUGAACAACUUCUGGGUCAUAUGACAUCGGGAAGAUCUUGUGACUGAAUCUUGUGAAAACGGAGCAUAUUUGGACUGCCCAAAGCGCAAGGAUGAGAUACACACUCGGAUACAUUUUCUCCACGUCCUUCGUGUCGGUGGCCACCGUAUUGAUCCUGUAUCAUGUCCUCACGGGCAAGGGAGAGCGAGUCAGUGUGGGAUGGUUCCUGGAGGAAACGUCCCCGUACAUGUGGGCCACCCUCGGCAUCGGGCUGGCCGUCGCCCUGUCGGUGGUCGGUGCAGCCAUGGGCAUCCACACGACCGGAGUGAGCAUCGUUGGCGGCGGUGUCAAGGCUCCGCGCAUCAAGACCAAGAACCUUAUCUCCGUCAUCUUCUGCGAAGCGGUCGCCAUCUACGGGCUGAUCACGGCCAUCGUCCUCUCGGGUAUGCUGGACAGCUUCAAGUGGUCCGUGGUGGCGAGCAACGAGAACAUCCGCAACAACAACUGGAUGUCGGGUUAUGUAAUGUUUGGAGCCGGUCUGGCCGUCGGAUUGGUCAACCUGUUCUGCGGCAUUGCCGUCGGAAUCGUGGGCUCGGGCGCCGCCCUUGCUGAUGCGGCCAACUCUGCGCUGUUCGUCAAGAUUCUGAUCGUGGAAAUUUUCGGCUCCGCCAUCGGUUUGUUCGGAUUGAUUGUCGGCAUUUACAUGACCUCCAAGGUGAAGAUGGGUGACAAGGAGUAAGUCGGAACGGUGUAACCCCAAACACCGUAUGCCAACCCGAAGAGAGCGAGUUUUGGCCAACCAAUCCACCCGCAAAGAAUUCCAAACGUAUUGUACUGCUGCGCCAAUCAAUUCCGGCUAGCAUAAAACCCGUACAUAGUCGGUCGCCCCAAACAAGUGGAUAUUUGUGUAAAGUUAUUGUUAUUUAAUUUGCUAAUUUACAGCUGAACCUCUCCCGUCACCAACUCGAGGUUCCGCAGAACUGUUCCAGGCCAUUCCAGCGUACAAGUACCGACAUCCGUAAGGCGCGCCAGAUCGAUCGAUGUUCCGAGUUUAGGAUGGAAGCUUAGGCAAAGUGGACAGCAGCUCCUUCACGUUGUAUUUUCACUCUGUACAUUGAUAAACGUCGCCAGUAGGUUAUCGUUUGUUUUUUUCUUUUAAUUUUCUGCAUCACCCUCCAUGGCUUCUGGAACCGUUGUUCCGCUGCGAUUGCAGAAGAUCAGUGUGUAUAAAUGGCAUGCCGAAAACAUGAUUCAUCCUUAGCCUAAUUAUGCACUCGGUAGAACAUGAAUUGUAACGAACGCAAUGUAAUAAACUACUCUCCCUACUU
Anopheles cruzii is the source of this 1322-nucleotide messenger RNA. RefSeq names its product V-type proton ATPase 21 kDa proteolipid subunit c'' (gene VhaPPA1-1). The record is from RefSeq and is a predicted model, not a curated record. The transcript has 3 exons. Gene Ontology annotation, molecular function: proton-transporting ATPase activity, rotational mechanism. Gene Ontology annotation, biological process: proton transmembrane transport. The coding region runs from base 107 to 733 and encodes 208 amino acids. Lineage: Eukaryota; Metazoa; Arthropoda; Insecta; Diptera; Culicidae. Gene Ontology annotation, cellular component: proton-transporting V-type ATPase, V0 domain.